Molecule: messenger RNA, 3528 nt
Organism: Bipolaris victoriae FI3
Lineage: Eukaryota; Fungi; Ascomycota; Dothideomycetes; Pleosporales; Pleosporaceae
Exons: 5
Coding region: 1-3528 (1175 amino acids)
Biological process (GO): nucleolar large rRNA transcription by RNA polymerase I
Cellular component (GO): RNA polymerase I core factor complex
Molecular function (GO): RNA polymerase I transcription regulatory region sequence-specific DNA binding; RNA polymerase I general transcription initiation factor binding
Source: RefSeq, a predicted model, not a curated record
AUGGCUGACAAACCGUUCGAAGAUUUGAAUUACGGCUACCCUGGCACUGCUCGCUAUGAUCUAGAGAACAGCGAGUGGCUGUUUGAAAGACAGUAUACAACCAAGAAUUUCAGGCAAAUUCGGACCUUAGAAGGCCUGCGACUUGCAGAUACUCUUGCGACAACACCAGUUCAGCUUGUUCAUCCUCAGACGUCUGCGAAUAAGACAAGCACGCGGGAAGAAGUCAGAAACCUAGUACAGAACAUACCCGAAUUUGCGGCUGCAGCUGCGCUACUUCCUGACUUAGGUCUUGUCUCUGCUGCAAUCUCAAAAACAACUUCCGUUUACGACCCUCUCGUUGGUAGUUUACUGUCCUUCGGUUCCAUUACUCUCGGAGACAGAUAUGAAGGCCCACGCCAGGUCGCUGCGCUACCUGUGGGAGAAGCUGGGAAUAUACUGCAGUUGGUGGUGUUGAACAAAGAAAGGCUGGGAUGGGGUAUGAUCAGAAAAACAUGGAUAGAUGGGUCAACUCUGAAGGAGGCUGAGAGAGGACACUGGAACGAGGACGCUGCACCUAUACAGCAGAUCUGCUUCUCUCUAUCCGAGGACCGGAGCUCUCUGCUUGCCGUGCGACUUCCCGCACGCACAGUUUUCUUCCACCCCAUCUGCUUCCGCCAAGCUCGCGCAAAUAAAUCUUCGCCUUUCUACGAUCUCCCCGCAUCGACGAUCGAUCCGCACCCUAUCUUCAGCAUAGACAAGGAAAUCACUGGCGGAUUUACCCAUUGUCAUGUAGCGUUCAAUCCGAGCUUCCAGUCACAAUUCGCUAUUGUUGAUCAGAGCCCAAUGUGGAGCGUGUGGGAGAUUGAUCGUUCGCGCAAGAGUGAAGAAUACACCCCUUCAUGUCUUGUUCGCGGGCGGAUCACCAGUUCGGAAACUGAGGAUGUGAGUGGCGAAGAUGGAUGGGCGAGAGUGCUCUGGGUGGCCGACGUUAGUACUUUGCUGGUCUGCAACAGACGCCAUUUGAGCAUUGUCAGUAUUAAGGGAGGGGAACUGAAGUACCUAGCCUGCCCGACAUUCCUCAAUCAGCGAUCCGCAGAGUGGUUCUUGGACGUCAAGCUUCAUCCAAAACAUGCGAACCAAGCCUUCAUUUUGACCUCUACCCACCUCAUUCUGGUGCUAGUCAACAGUUCUGCUGAAGAAAAUGCUUCGGCCGAAGAUUCAGUGACGACAGUACUGGCAUCAUGGGCACACUUUCGGGAUGCAGAAGAUUUUACUCUUCAGAUGACUGUACAAAUGGCGUCAGAAGAUGAAUCGUGCCUCGUGCUUUAUUCGCAACUGAACAAUCUCAUUCAGGUGUACACCUUUGCGGAGCACCCUGCAGGCGGUUCCUCUAUAGUGGCGUGUUCUGAUCCUGGUAUACUGGAUUUGGCCAUCGACGGGUCAGGCCGGAUUGCCAAUUUAUACAUGGAGCCUAUGCAACAGGGGGGUAUCAGAAUGGACACAGAUUUCUUUCGGUUGUUUGUGGUACUGUCUACCUCCAGUAUCCAUGAGCUCGUCAUUUAUACUGCGAAGUCGUCGACUCAAGAAUCGUUCACUACCAAUGAGGUCGUCGAAGACUUCACACGCAGUAUGAUAAGACGCCCUCGAGUCGGCAUUUCCAAGACGGAAGUGGUGAAUAAGGAGGACGAGAUAAUAGUUACAGAUGGUCUAGAUGUUCUAGACUCACCCAGCUCCAAGACUACAUCAAGGAUUUUGAAACCAGAGCAGGUUUUGGAGGACGCUCCCGUGCAGACCACACGUAACAACGAACUCCUAUACGAAGCCCUUCAGUACGCAGAAAUUCCUGGAAGCAACGUACAAGGUUCUUUGGAUAUCACAGCGGUUCUGGGCGAGGUGAAGCAAAUGCUCGCCGACGAUCCUGACUCUGUGCCGUUGCCAAUCGGUACGUUGAUGGAGUACGCCAAUACAAAGCUCCAAAUUCCGGAUGUGGACGAUGCAUCUUCGAAUCUCCAAGAUUUAUUAGCCGAAAACGAAGAAAACGCCCUAUUUCUUGAACGAAUCGCGUCGGCGCAGACACUUGGCUUGGCUGAGGAGGACAACAAUCCUACCAUCUCAGAUAUUUAUGAUACCCUGUUGGAAACUUGGGUCGCACCUCUGCCACCUACGGUACCCAGCCGUGUCCGACAAUCCAAAGAGCAGCUUGCCCGGGGUAUCGCCGCUCAAGUCAUGUUCUCCAGCCUGCGUGUACGAGAGCAUGAGCUAGAUGCUGCGACCACUGGCUCACAUCUGGGCCCAAGCCAGGAUCGGGGUAUUGCAUUACCCAUUUUGCCUUCGCGACCGAGGAACGGCGAUUUCCAUUUUCCAUCGCAAUUCUCCAUCUCUCAACAACUUCCAACACCUCCACAGUCUUCUGUGCCUACAUCGUCUUUGCCAGGCUCAUCACCGCCUGUCUUGCCUUUCACGCGGAGUGUUCCACAAGAUCCUUUGGCGCGACUAAGCAAGCAUCUGCGCAACAGAAACCCUUCCAAGGAGCCAGUGGGUAUUGGUGCAAAUGCAUCUCGGAUUCUCAGACAAUGGCAAGUUGGAGAUGAUCCAAACAGUUACGAUUGGACUGCCAUCGAGCGAGACCUUCAGCCCGAGGACAUGGAUGAGGAAAGCCAAAGGCAACGCGAGAAAGAGCGUAAAGCCAAGGAGCGCAGGGAAAGACGUCAGCAACGCGAAGAUGAGUUGGCAAGAGUGAAGGCUACAAGCCAGCCUCUAAUGUUUCCAAGAAGCUCUCCCGGGCCCAUGUUGAGUGGCAUGGUCAACAGCAGUCAAAUACCGAUACAGAGUCAGAUACUAAGUCAAGAGCCAAUCUCCAGCUCAGCAUUCAUAGCACCGCAGAGUCAAAUUGAGCCAGGCAAGUUUGGAGGAAGGUUGGAUAAGAACAAAAAGAAGAAGAAGAAGAGACUGGAAUGCCUAACCGGAUACCUAUCAGCUGGGAUGCAACUGCCGUUUUCAGAACCAAAAUAUCGUUAUCCAAUUUCUACUCAUUCCAAGAUGUCAGGCUUUCCAUCUCUCCAACCAGCCUUUACGGUCCGCGUCGAAAUCGACGCGCCGAUGCAGGUCGGUGGCCAGUCAGGGCCCCAAUUGGCCAUUGUUCCCAUGACAAGUGGCACCGUGAAGAGUGAAGAGGGUUUCGAGCCUAAACUCGACGGAGUGCUACAUGGCGUGGGAUACGACUACAUUCACAACGAUGCCGAUAAUGCAAACAUGAGACUGGAUGUGAGGAGUCAGGUCAAGAAUCAUGAUGGCACCGUUCUUGCAAUGUACUACAAGGGAACCGUCAAGCUUACUCCAGGCGUUGGUGCUGUCUUGACUGGCGCUCCAGAUGCAAAGACCACAGAGUAUGGCGAUUCAUUUGUCAAUUUUUCAUUCGAGACCGGCAACCCCAAAUAUGCUGAGCUGCAAAACGGAACAUAUGUUGCUGCUGGCCAUUUUGUCAAAGAGGCAGGGAACCCCGGAACUAUCGUAGAGUACAAGGUUAGCAAGGUUGUGUAUAAGGCGUGA